AUGGACAUAAGGGAUCGAUCGGCGGAAUUUCACAAGAGUGUGCUCGUUUACAAGAAGAGGCACAAUGCUAAUUCACGACAUGCAGAACCGCAGAGCAACGGGAUACCGGGGAAGUCGUCGGAGUUCCAGUUGAAGGCGUCUGGUAUAGCCCACGAUAUCUCAUCUACAGCCCAGCUGUUAUCGAAGCUGGCCAUGUUGGCCAAGCGGAAGCCGAUGUUUAACGAUAAUCCCGUGGAGAUAGCUGAGCUAUCAUUUCUGAUCAAGAGGAAGAUAUAUGCCAUAGAGCAGAGUCUAGUAGAACUGAGCAAACUGCAGAGGUCGCGACAACAGCAGCCUCGAGACUCCUCUAGUGAUUCACAACACUCAAAGAACGUAAUGACCCUAUUAAACACCAAAGUGAGGAACAUAUCAGGCGCUUUCAAAGAUGUGCUGGAAGAGAGACAGCAGAUGGAGAUCAACAAUCGGGACAGAUGGGGAAAGAUCUCGAGAUCCAAGGACGGUGAUCGAGACGACGAAGCCAGGAGCGAUGCAAAUUUAUCGAUGUACAAUAGUUCAAACCCGUUCAUGUCGUCAGUAAUAGCAGAGACAGACGAGAAGGGCACGCAGAAUGGCGGUGGCGAGCUUGCAAUACCAAAGGAUUCACAGCUCCUGUUGAUGGAAGAGGGCCAAAUGUCGUCAAACCAAUAUCUGCAAGAGAGGAACCGGGCCGUGGAGACUAUAGAGUCCACUAUCCAGGAGGUGGGCAACCUUUUCCAACAGCUGGCGUCCAUGGUGCAAGAGCAAGGCGAAGUGAUCCAAAGAAUAGACGCCAACGUCGACGACAUAGACAUGAACAUCAGCGGCGCGCAAAGAGAGCUACUGAAAUACUUUGAUAGAGUAAAGAGCAAUAGGUGGUUGGCAGUCAAGAUCUUCUUUAUCAUCUUUGUGUUUUUCGUGAUAUGGGUACUGGUCAACUGA
Torulaspora globosa is the source of this 957-nucleotide messenger RNA. It is a transcript of the gene SED5, whose product is annotated as t-SNARE syntaxin. Lineage: Eukaryota; Fungi; Ascomycota; Saccharomycetes; Saccharomycetales; Saccharomycetaceae. Gene Ontology annotation, biological process: endoplasmic reticulum to Golgi vesicle-mediated transport; vesicle fusion; intracellular protein transport. The record is from RefSeq and is a predicted model, not a curated record. Gene Ontology annotation, molecular function: SNARE binding; SNAP receptor activity. The transcript has a single exon. Gene Ontology annotation, cellular component: Golgi membrane; SNARE complex; endomembrane system. The coding region runs from base 1 to 957 and encodes 318 amino acids.